Molecule: messenger RNA, 879 nt
Organism: Gastrolobium bilobum
Lineage: Eukaryota; Viridiplantae; Streptophyta; Magnoliopsida; Fabales; Fabaceae
Product: xyloglucan endotransglucosylase/hydrolase protein A
Exons: 4
Coding region: 1-879 (292 amino acids)
Biological process (GO): cell wall biogenesis; xyloglucan metabolic process
Cellular component (GO): cell wall; apoplast
Molecular function (GO): hydrolase activity, hydrolyzing O-glycosyl compounds; xyloglucan:xyloglucosyl transferase activity
Source: RefSeq, a predicted model, not a curated record
AUGGGUUCUUUUUGGUGCACUUGUCUGAUUUUGUUAUCACUGGGUUCUGCUUCAUUAGCCGCCAACCCAAGGAGUCCUGUUGAUGUGCCAUUCGGCAGAAACUAUGUCCCUACUUGGGCCUUUGAUCACAUCAAAUACUUCAAUGGAGGUUCUGAGAUUCAGCUUCAUCUUGAUAAGUACACUGGUACUGGCUUCCAGUCCAAAGGGUCUUACUUGUUUGGUCACUUUAGCAUGUACAUUAAAAUGGUUCCUGGUGAUUCAGCUGGCACAGUCACUGCUUUCUAUUUAUCUUCCCAAAACGCUGAACAUGAUGAGAUAGAUUUUGAGUUCUUGGGGAACAGAACAGGACAACCAUACAUUUUGCAAACAAAUGUAUUCACAGGAGGACAGGGUAACAGAGAACAAAGAAUCUAUCUCUGGUUUGAUCCUACAAAAGGCUACCACAGAUACUCAAUCCUGUGGAACAUGGUGCAGAUUGUUUUCUAUGUGGAUGAUGUACCAAUAAGGGUGUUCAAGAACAGCAAUGACUUGGGAGUGAAAUUCCCAUUUAACCAACCAAUGAAGCUUUACAACAGUUUGUGGAAUGCUGAUGAUUGGGCCACAAGGGGUGGUUUGGAGAAAACAGAUUGGUCUAAAGCACCCUUCAUAGCCUCUUACAAAGGGUUUCACAUUGAUGGGUGUGAAGCCUCUGUGAAUGCUAAAUUCUGUGACACACAAGGUAAGAGAUGGUGGGAUCAACCAGAGUUUCGUGACCUUGAUGCUGCUCAAUGGCAAAGGCUCAAAUGGGUGCGACAGAAAUACACAAUUUACAAUUACUGCACUGACCGCAAACGCUACCCUCAAAUCCCUCCUGAAUGCACAAGAGACAGAGACAUUUAA